CAACACAACUCACUCACUUAGCCACAGUUCACGGCUCGGCACUGAGCCUCACUGAUUGGCUGGCGCCAAGUGACGUCCUCAGAUCGCGACCCAGGAGUGGCAGCCGAGCAGGUUAUGAGGCUGGGUGGCUGCCAGUGGCUCCCUUUUCUUGGGCAGUGGUGCUUCGCGCUUUGGCGCUGCAGGUUGACUAGAACGCGGGGUCGUUUUAAGGGCCCAAUGGCGGAAACACUCCCGAUUGGGGCCGAAGUAGUGGGAGGGCUGAAGGCUCCAGCUGAGCAGAACGGAGACGCGGGGAGCCGGGAGCCGUCGGGCCCUGGAGUAGAGCUGGCCCCGGGGAGCGGGGAGCAUGCCGUGGCUGUAACCCCAGGCCCAGGCAAGCGAAAAAAGCGGCGAGGCGCGACUGGGGAGCGUAUCGUGCCGCCCCCGAAGAAACGGCGGGCUGGGGUGAGCUUCGGCGACGAGCACUUUGCAGAGACCAGCUAUUACUUCGAGCGUGGCCUGCGCAAGGUGCGCCCCUAUUACUUCGACUUCCAGACCUACUGUAAAGGCCGCUGGGUGGGCCACAGCUUGCUGCACGUCUUCAGCACCGAGUUCCGAGCCCAGCCCCUGGCCUACUAUGAGGCCGCGGUCCGUGCCGGGCGCCUGCACCUCAACGAGGAGCGGGUCCAGGACCUCAGCAUCGUGCUCAAGGACAACGACUUCUUGCGGAACACGGUGCACAGGCAUGAGCCACCAGUCACAGCAGAGCCUGUCCGCCUACUAGCUGAGAAUGAAGACGUGGUAGUUGUGGACAAGCCUUCCUCCAUUCCUGUCCACCCCUGUGGCCGCUUUCGACACAAUACGGUCAUCUUCAUCCUUGGCAAAGAGCACCAACUCAAAGAGCUACACCCACUGCAUCGGCUUGACCGCCUUACCUCGGGGGUGCUCAUGUUCGCCAAGACAGCUGCUGUGUCUGAGAGAAUUCACGAGCAGGUUCGGGACCGGCAGUUGGAGAAGGAGUAUGUGUGCCGGGUGGAGGGGGAGUUCCCCACCGAGGAAGUGACCUGCAAGGAGCCCAUCCUCGUGGUGUCUUACAAGGUGGGGGUGUGCCGUGUGGAUCCCCGGGGCAAGCCCUGUGAGACGGUGUUCCAGAGACUGAGCUACAACGGCCACUCCAGUGUGGUGCGGUGUAGGCCGCUCACAGGCCGCACCCACCAGAUCCGAGUCCACCUCCAGUUCCUGGGCCACGCCAUCCUCAACGACCCUAUCUAUAACUCAGUCGCCUGGGGCCCCUCCCGCGGCCGGGGCGGCCACAUUCCCAAGACAGAUGAGGAACUGCUACGGGACCUGGUAGCCGAACACCAGGCCAAACAGAGCCUGGAUGUGCUGGAUCUCUGUGAGGGCGACGUGCCCUCGGGACUCACGGGUCCUACAGACCCCUCCUCAGAGCUGGGCAAGGGCGGCCAGGAAGAGUUGGCUACAGCUGCUUGGAAGAUGUACCGAGCACGUGAGGCAGCCCCUCAGGAUCUGCACACACUGGCCUUGGCACCUGGGGAUGGAGCUGAAGCAGAUGUUGUAAAUCAGGAGACAGACCCCCUCUGUGCAGAGUGCCGGUUGGUGCGGCAGGACCCUUUGCCCCAGGACCUCGUGAUGUUCCUGCACGCCCUGCGCUAUAAAGGGCCAGACUUUGAAUACUUUUCACCCAUGCCUGCCUGGGCACAGGAUGACUGGCAAGAAGACUGAGAGCUGUGGCCAAUGGAGGGGUUCCUUCUUGGGUUGGGGCAGAGAUGGGGCAUAGGGGUAAGGGCUGACUCCAUAGGCUGGUACUCAGGGUCUCUGCAGGAGGGAGGUUGGGCCCUAAAGGCACCUGUUCAUACUACCUCCUUUCUUCCAGCUAAAGUUUGGGGACUUGUGUGGUUUGUAAAUACAUUCCUUCUUUUUAACACCUCAAGUGUCUGGUUUUCUUACUGCUUGUUGCUUUUUUAUUUAAUUGAGGUAAAAUUCGCAUAGCAUAAAAUUAAUCAUUUUAAA
Trichechus manatus latirostris (Florida manatee) is the source of this 2010-nucleotide messenger RNA. It is a transcript of the gene RPUSD2, whose product is annotated as RNA pseudouridine synthase domain containing 2. Bases 115 to 1722 code for a protein of 535 amino acids. Gene Ontology annotation, biological process: enzyme-directed rRNA pseudouridine synthesis. The transcript is spliced from 3 exons. The record is from RefSeq and is a predicted model, not a curated record. Gene Ontology annotation, molecular function: RNA binding; pseudouridine synthase activity. Lineage: Eukaryota; Metazoa; Chordata; Mammalia; Sirenia; Trichechidae.